Messenger RNA from Moneuplotes crassus, 789 nucleotides. Lineage: Eukaryota; Ciliophora; Spirotrichea; Euplotida; Euplotidae. The record is from the annotation of a GenBank genome assembly.
AAAUGAGUCUCCUAAAAUCCCUCUUAUUCCUUCUCACCCUCUAUUCCACCUUAUGCGUACCAAUAACCGCUUCAAAUUAUAAGACAGAACUUCCGCAAGCAAGGAGAAGAUCAGCCUGACUUUUGAUCGGGAGAAACCAAGCGUUGAAGGAAGUAGAAAAGGGAUGGGGUGAUGGGAAGGAGGAAAGCGGGGUAUUUUCAGAGGAAGAAAUUGAUGGAGUUGAUUUGAAGAAAACGGAUGUUUUUAAAAGAUUUAUUUAUACGGUUGCAUUGGAAUGUUAUGAAAAAGCAUCGGAUGAUGAAAUCAAUGAUAUCUUCAAAUCUAUUCAAAACCUUAAAGGAGAAAAGGACGAAACAUUUACAUCUAGUUUUACCCCAACUCUGCAACUCUCUUCUUUAAGAUCUCCUGAAUCUCCAGAAAUCUCUGCCAAAAUAGAUAAAAUCUUCCUUUCAGCAACUCUUCAGACUACUAAAAGAACUCAGAAUCUAAAGAUAAUGCCUAAGACUGCUUCUGAUACUCCAAAGCCAGUUGCUACUAGCAAGACCAAGGCUGCUGAUAAGCAGCCUGUCCAGGCUAACAAACCUCUGCAUCCGACCCCUCAUAAGCCAGCUCCGGCUGUUGAUUCUCAAGCUGUGCCUGAAUCAGUAUAUCUUGGAGUUAUAGGUUUCCUUUGUAUUACUGUCAUAGCUCUUCUUGCAGCAGUGAUAUUUUUAUCAAAACCCAAGCAACACUAUAAAGAGAAAGCAAAGAAGGACUAAAUCAAAGCUUUAAGGUAUUUCUAUAUCUGUA